AUGUAUCAUAAAGAUGGACCUUUUGAUGUCUACUGCGAUAUGAUGAUAGAUGGGAAAUGGAUGGUUAUACAAAGAAGGUUAGAUGGAACAACAGAUUUCUACAGAAAUUGGAAAGACUAUAAACAAGGUUUUGGAAAUGUCAACUGUGAAUACUGGUUAGGUAAUGAUAAUUUGCAUAAUAUCCUGUCUACAAAAGACUACAAACUCAGAAUUGACCUUCAGGAUUGGAACAAUGAGACAAGAUACGCUGAGUAUGACACAUUCUUUAUUGGAAAUGAAACGACAAACUAUGUACUCACUAUUGGCAACUGUAGUGGAAAUGUCGGAGACAGCAUAUUAUCCCCUACUCGAGAAGAGUGCAACUUAAAUGGAAUGGCUUUCUCUACUUGGGACAAUGACAACGAUAAUGAACUAGAUAAUUGCGCUUUAGACUCAGAACACGCUGGUUGGUGGUUCAAUGGUUGCACAGAAACAAAUCUUAACGGCAUUUACUACAAUGGUGGCGUGGUUAACAGAGAUGGAAUGUAUUGGAAAGCGUGGUACAGUUCUGAUUAUUCACUUAAAACAGUUACUAUGAAAAUCAGACCAAAACUUUAAAAACGUAUAGAGAUUGAUUAAUGACAACAAGACACAUAUAUACUGAAUCGAUCUUUUCAAUUAGGGAAUAGUUGUUUUACUGAUUAUUAUUUUUUUUUUGCAUUUGAAUAUGUCUUAACAUUUGCCAAUCUCCCUUAUCUUAAUACAUUUCUAUUAGGGAAAUUCAAUUGUUGAGGAGCAUUUAAUUUACACUUAUUUCUAGUCGAAUAUUCAAAUUACUUGUAUACAA
Messenger RNA from Mytilus californianus (California mussel), 826 nucleotides. RefSeq names its product fibrinogen-like protein 1. The coding region runs from base 1 to 597 and encodes 198 amino acids. The record is from RefSeq and is a predicted model, not a curated record. The transcript is spliced from 4 exons. Lineage: Eukaryota; Metazoa; Mollusca; Bivalvia; Mytilida; Mytilidae.